Messenger RNA from Talpa occidentalis (Iberian mole), 8123 nucleotides. It is a transcript of the gene PPM1B, whose product is annotated as protein phosphatase, Mg2+/Mn2+ dependent 1B. Gene Ontology annotation, biological process: positive regulation of canonical Wnt signaling pathway; negative regulation of canonical NF-kappaB signal transduction; positive regulation of canonical NF-kappaB signal transduction. Gene Ontology annotation, molecular function: manganese ion binding; magnesium ion binding; protein serine/threonine phosphatase activity. The record is from RefSeq and is a predicted model, not a curated record. Gene Ontology annotation, cellular component: nucleus; cytosol. The transcript is spliced from 6 exons. NCBI's taxonomy places the organism in Eukaryota, Metazoa, Chordata, Mammalia, Eulipotyphla, Talpidae. The coding region runs from base 38 to 1252 and encodes 404 amino acids.
CUUGUUUUACGCAGGGAUCAGAGAUUCAUUACUAAACAUGGGUGCAUUUUUGGAUAAACCCAAAACUGAGAAACAUAAUGCUCAUGGUGCUGGGAAUGGUUUACGUUAUGGCUUAAGCAGCAUGCAGGGAUGGAGAGUGGAAAUGGAAGAUGCUCACACGGCUGUUGUAGGUAUUCCUCAAGGCUUGGAAGACUGGUCGUUUUUUGCAGUUUAUGAUGGGCAUGCUGGAUCCCGUGUAGCAAAUUACUGCUCAACACAUUUAUUAGAACACAUCACUAAUAAUGAAGACUUUAGGGCAGCUGGAAAAUCAGGAUCUGCUCUUGAGCCUUCAGUGGAAAAUGUCAAGAAUGGUAUCAGAACUGGCUUUUUGAAAAUUGAUGAAUACAUGCGUAACUUUUCAGACCUCAGAAAUGGAAUGGACAGGAGCGGUUCAACUGCAGUGGGAGUUAUGAUUUCACCUAAGCAUGUCUACUUUAUCAACUGUGGUGAUUCACGUGCUGUUCUGUAUAGGAAUGGACAAGUCUGCUUUUCUACCCAAGAUCACAAACCUUGCAAUCCAAGGGAAAAGGAGCGAAUCCAAAAUGCAGGCGGCAGCGUAAUGAUACAACGUGUUAAUGGUUCAUUAGCAGUGUCUCGUGCUCUGGGGGACUAUGAUUACAAGUGUGUUGAUGGCAAGGGCCCAACAGAACAACUUGUUUCUCCAGAGCCUGAGGUUUAUGAAAUUUUAAGAGCAGAAGAGGAUGAAUUUAUCAUCUUGGCUUGUGAUGGGAUCUGGGAUGUUAUGAGUAAUGAGGAGCUCUGUGAAUUUGUUAAAUCUAGGCUUGAGGUAUCUGAUGACCUGGAAAAUGUGUGCAAUUGGGUAGUGGACACUUGUUUACAUAAGGGAAGUCGAGAUAACAUGAGUGUUGUACUAGUUUGCCUUUCAAAUGCCCCCAAGGUCUCAGAAGAAGCAGUGAGAAAAGAUUCAGAGUUGGAUAAGUACUUGGAAUCACGGGUUGAAGAAAUUAUGGAGAAGUCUGGGGAGGAAGGAAUGCCUGAUCUUGCCCAUGUCAUGCGCAUCUUGUCUGCAGAAAAUAUCCCAAAUUUGCCUCCUGGGGGAGGUCUUGCUGCCAAGCGCAAUGUUAUUGAAGCUGUUUAUAGUAGGCUGAAUCCACAUAGAGAAAGUGAUGGGCAGGCUGCUCCAUCACUGGAAAUUAGUGAUAGUGAUAGACCAGACCUUUCAGUGCCACUGUGUGCCCAGUUGAAUACCUGAGGAUAAUUUCUAAUCUUACUGUUGUAGUGUGGGUCUGUGAGUGCUGAACUGAAAUAACCAUUUUUGUUGUACCCUGCUGUGCUGCAUCAGAGCAAAACUCUUCAUCCUUUUCCCAUCCUUAGAAAUACUAAUAACGCUGUCAGCUGUAAUAUUUUUUCUUUUGUCUUAGUAUAGUUCCAGGAGACAAAACAGUCUCUUUUUUGUUUGUUUGUUUUAAUUACCCUAAAUUUCAAAGUAAUUCAAACAAGUAUUUUCUCAUAGGGUUUUCUAGUUUUUGUACAUUUAAAAAUAAUUUUUAACAUUUUUAAGAAAUUUAAGGGAACCAAACUUAGUAAUGAAACUUGUUGAGAAGAAAAGACUCAUCUUGCAUGUCUCCAAAUACUCUUGGCAGGCAUUGAGAGAGAGAGCAGUCACUGGUAAAAAUUAUAUCUCAUCUCAAUUACAUUGUUUUUCAGGAUUCAUUACUGCAUAGCAAUUACAUAUAACUUUUUUUUCUUAGCAAUGAAAGUAUCCUAACAAGAAGGAAAUUUUUAGAGUUACUAUAUUUUAGUGAGCUGAAUAAAAGUGGUACUCUAUAUUCCUAAUGCAGAAUUUAUAUCUUCACCUAGAGCAGUGUUUCUGAAUUUGUUGUGGAGAGACCUUUAAGUAUUAAGAAUUAUAUCUAAGACUGUAUAAAUUAAUUUAAAAUAAAGAUUUGUCAUGUGAUGUAGUCAGAGAGCCCUACAUCAAGAGCAUAGGAUAUGGAACAGCUAAAAUGAUGGUGGUAACUGGGAGGUAGAGUGGAGACAGUCUGACUUCUUUAUCUAGAUUAAAAGUUCCACACAGCAUCUACCACUAUGGGUAGAGGAAAUAAACCCUCCACAGAUAGUUAUUGAGUCUUCAUUAGUUAUGUAAAUACUCCUGUCUCCUCUUGUGUUUGAAAAUGCAACCCCAGUGUGUAAUCUCAAAAUUAUUUCACCAUACCCUCCUGAAUUUCUUGGUCCCUCAAAAAUUGACUAUUUUUUACUCUAAACAAGAUUUUAAGAAAUGUUUUAUAACUCUAUAUUUCUGUUUAACAUGUAUCAGGGAUGACUUAAAUUUCUUUAAAAAUAGAAAAUAUUUAACAUAGUAGAUAUAUAAGCAGUGAAUAAAUAGGCAACACAACCAUCAAACUGAGGGGAGAUGUUGAGAUUAUAAAACUUGGCUUAAAUAUGAUUAUUAUAUGACUAUAUAAAUUAAGGAGAUAAUACUUAACUAUCUUUAUCUGUAUGAUUUCUAUUAAUACAACAGAUCAACCACUUAUAGUCUACUAUGUGAUGGUUUGAUGUAUGGAAGACACUACAAACCAUAAGUCACAGUCUCUUCCCUUCUCGCAGUGCAAUUUGCAGUGUAUAAACACGCAAGUUAAAUAGUAAAAUUGUUACACAUAACUUAGUAAAGACUAAAAAGAAAUGACCAGAUAUAGAAUAUGAUUAAUUGCCUUUUGAAUUGUAUAGUGGCUUACUGGGAAAAUCAGAUUUUUCAGAGAAAAAAAUGGAUUUAAAGGAUGAUUUGAAUGACAGAAAUUCAAUGAGAAGGAUGAUAGGUUUAAGUGGAUAAAAGAGGCAAGGACAAAGUUGUAAAGCUAUCUUUGAAAAAAAGGACAUCAUUUUGACUAGACCAGAGAAAUGCUGUGGUGGGGGAAAAAAUUUGGAUGCCAGAGGUUUUUUUUUUUAAAUUUUAAGAUACUGGAGUGACCUUUUGAAUUUGAUAUUUCAAGAGCAUAAGAAUGAUAGACUCAAAGGAGUAUUCUUUGUUUCUUUAAUCUUUGGAAAUAUGUACAUUUAAGAAAUGCUGAAAGUCAGUAGGUGAACAGUUGUAAACUAAGUAUAAGUGUAAGCUCACUAUUAGUAGAUAAAUAUAUGGAUUAGAGAGCCUAAACCUAUUUACUAUAAAAACUACUUUGCAAUUCAGAAUCCUAUUCUGGGGAAACAUUACCCUUUCAGAAUAAACAUGACCUUACAAAAUGUUGAACCAUAAUUACAAGUAGUAAGAAAGUACUAAAACGUGAAAAAAGCAGAAGAAAUUACCAAUGCUUAGUUAAAUUCUUAGCUUUUCAUUUGACCUCAUUUUGAGGUGAGCUAAACACAGAUGUGCUCCAAAAAAGCUUCCCAACUUAGUUAGAUCUAUGUCAUAUGGAAGAUACUGCCAGAAGUAUGGUGGCAGGAGCUGAUAGUUAACUUGUGGAAUGGGAAAGACAAAAAUGUGAUAGAACUGGAGAAGAGGAGACAAUUGGAGAUAUUAUAAAAAUGAAUUUUAAAUAUGAAAAGUAAUUUGUUUAGACAUUAAGAGAAUGCUAAUCAGAGAUUUAUUUAAUUACUAAGAUAUUUUUAUAAAAGGAUUGUUCUGUAAAUUCCUGUAAGUAGUACCAUUAGAAUUAGAGUGUCACUCGUUUAUCUUACAUUAAAAAUUUUUUUUGGAUAAUUUAUUGGUAAAAGAUGAAUUAUGUCAGGAAAUUAAGUCAUUUUAAAAUAUAGUCAGAUAAUUGACUAUUUAGGGGAAUAUCAGUCUUAACAGGAAUUCAUAAUCAAGGAAUUGAAUUCAUGAGUCUUCAGAAAGUUUUUGAACAUAUCUUCAUGUGUUACAUACACAUUCUUUAGUGAUAUAUCUGGGGGUUUUAAUCAGUUCCUCAAAAGGAAUCUGUGAUCCCAAAAGAAUAAUCACCUAGGAAAUGAAAAAAAAAAAAAAAAACAGCAUUUUGCUAUAGGUUGUUUUUAUACUAGGCAAAACACUGAGAUCAUCCCCUUUUAAGAUUCCAGUUUGUAUCAAAAUGACAAUGCGUACAUUGUGCAAAAAUGAAAAAUGAUACAAUAAUUAUAUAAAAUUUAAAAAAAUAGCUGGAUAUGAAAAAAAAAAAUACCUGAAUCCAAAAGACAAUUAUUAAAAAAAAAUAAAAAAGACAAUUAUUUGAUAUUAGUUAUCAGAAAAUACAUAUGGUCAGUCCGCUUAAAAAAAAAAAAGAGAUUCUGGUUUGUGUUUUGUAACUAGAAUAUAAAUUCUGUGAGAUCUGGGAUUUCACCUGAUUUAUGGCUGUACUCCCAGCUGCAACCAAUGGCAUAUGGUGAGAGCUCAAUAAAUAAUUACUUCUAUUUAUUCUUCUAGUUGUUUGCUAAGAUGUUGUUUAAGUCAUACAUUUUUUUAAAAUAAUUUAAAGUUGCUGAUUGGUAUGAAAUUGUUUUUAGAGCUUUAUAUUUUCUAUGCAAAAAUGUUAAGCUUUUCCCUCUGACCAAGUUGCUCUAUAAUUUGAUAUUUUCCAAGGAUAAAAAAGAGAAUUUGCAUUUACCCAACUCCUGCAUAUAUGAUAGGUAAUCUCAACACCCUUCUUGUAGAUAACAUUAAGUAGUUUGCUCAGAUUAUAAAACUAAGUAAAUUGUGUAGUAAGAAUUUGAAUCUGAGCGAUUCCAAAAAUUAUUUUCUUUAUACCAUUCCAAUCUUCAUCUCUAAGCUAUUUAGAGAUUACAUUUGUGUCUACAUUCUAAGAAAAAUCAUUUCUCAUUCUUUUGUGAAUCUUGUGCUUAAUAGUCUUAAAUUAUUCUGGUUUUGAAUAGGAAUAUUUUAUAAAGUUGUUGAAAUAAAAUAGUUAACCCUUAUUUUUUAUCCACUAUUUUUCAUUUGCAUACACAUUUUUAGAAUCCCAAUACAAAAACUUUUUAAGGCAUUUUGAUUUUUGAGAAGGGGCGCAAAAGAUAAGACAGAACGCCAGAGGAUCUGUGUUUUGUUUUUACAUUAUUAAGUUUUAUAUAGAUAUUUCAAAUAAAAGUUAUAGUAAACAUAGCUGCCUUUUUUGUGUUAGUUUUAGAACUGUGCUAAUAAUAGUUUCUUGUAAAUUAUUUCAUAUUUGUGUUUUUGCUUGUCAAAGCAUUUUUAUAGAGACCAUAAUGCUCAUAACAUUAGUUAUUUUUUAAGGUAUGAUUUAAUAUAUCACUUCGUAGCUGUGUGAUCUUGGCCACUUCAAUGACUCUUUAAAAAUUAUUUCAAAUUCACUAAAUUUUACAUGAAUCUUGCCAGUAACAUUAAAUUUAUUAGAUUCUUCAUUAGUUACUUAAAUUUUUUCUUAUGAAAUAAUAUUUGAGAAUUUUUACUGCCAAAAAUUCUUUAUAGCUGACAAGCAUAGGAGUAAAAUAGGACUCAACAGAAAAUACUUAUACUAGCAUUCUUUACUAUUUUUCCAGCUUUGGCUAGUCAUUUGAAGAAUUUUGCUUAUGGCAACUAUAUUUUAAAAAAUGUUUGUAAAUAGUAGUUAACUUUUAUAUUUUAACUGUGCUUAGAUUUCUUCCAACUUAUUUGUUCUUGUUUGAUUUUUCUGUAUUCUAAGUAUUAUAUGAUGAUAUAAGGCCUUACUUUUGAAUGAGAGAUUUAAUUCUGUUAACCUAGACGACAGUAAAAUUGUUAAAAAAAAAACUGGAGGACAAGUCUCUGUGUAAUUGCCUUAAAUUUAUUUUGCAGAAUAAUCUUAACCAGUCCAUCUAAUAUGAUUGUCCUAUAAUUUCAUUUAAUCUUCCUGUAUCAAGGGGAAUACAUUGUAGCCUUCAAUAUGAAAUCAUUUGAGGUCUAUCGCUAUAGUAAUUUUAACCAUUAUUUUUUAAGUAUCUGUUUUUAUGGGGCAUUUACUAUAAAACCUGUUACAUACAAUAAUGUAUUGAAAAGAACGUUUAGAGGGACAUGGAUUUUUAUUACACCUUCACACAAAUCUGAGCUUUGCCACUUACUAGCAUUGUUGUCCUGACAAAUCAUGUAAAUCUAUCUGAGCCAUAGUUUCUUUACUUAUAGAAAGUAGGCUUGCAGUGCCUAUUAUGCAAGAUAACUGUAAGAAUUAAAUGAGAUUAUCUUUAUCAAGGUCUUAGCACAAACAUUAAUUUUCCUUCCAAGGUGGUAGGAGGAUAAAGGAAUAUCAAAUUACUUUUACCUCAAAGAGUUUAUAAUCUAAUUGGAGAGACUCGUAAACAGUUGUAAGAGGAAAUUAAUUGCUAUAGUACAUGUAUACACGGUGUAUGAAUUCAAGUAAAAAAAAAGUACAGCUAAAUAAUAGGUUCCUUUUCUGAUAUUAAUGAAAACUCACAAGAGAGUUGUGUAACAGUAUUUUGAAGAACCAAAUGAAAUGGCUGGGAAAGAGGCUUUGCCCAUCCAUCUUCUAUCCAGCACAAUAGGAAAAUAUAAUUUACUAUAAGAUAAAAUGACUUUAAAAUGUGGUCAUUAGCUCAAAUUCUUUUCAGUUCAGUAAUUCUAUAAUUCCAGCCAUUGUAAAUCCAUUCAUACUUGAUUUAUAGGUUUGGUUUUAAUGUAUUUGUUUGUUAAAAGAAACUACUCCUCCCCACUAUAACUACUAUAAAAAAUCACCCAAAAAAAGGUGAUUACUCUAAUAAUAAAGGUGUCAGAAGGAGCAUGAGAGGUUCUUUAUCUUUUGAAUUCACCAGUAUUGACUGAAAUAACACUAACAUAACUUUUAAUCAAAUUUUAACUUUUUUUGUACUUAUUUCCAAACAUUUUAUGAUCAAAACUUCCAAACAUAGAGAAAAAUGGAAAUAAUAGUUAACAUUUACAUGUCUUCUGCCUAGAUUCAACAACUGUUCACAUUUUGCCAUGUCUCUGUGUGUGUGUGUGUGUGUGUGUGUGUGUACACUAUUUUUUCUCUUGGUUGACCCCAAAUUUUAGACAUCAUAAUAUUUUACCUGUAAAUAUUUUGUCAUGUAGUUCUUAAGAAUUAAGACAUUUCUUUACAUGACCAAAAUACUAAUCAUACUGAGAAAAUUAAAAUAAAUUUAAUAGUAUCAUCUAAUAUCAAGCUUGAAUUUUACCAUUUGUUCCUGGAAUGACUGCUGUUGUUGUUAUUUUGUGGUCUAAUCAAAUUGUUAUCAGUCAGGCAUAUUAAGUAAGUCUUUAAUGAAGUACUUUCCCCCCUCUUGACACUGAGUAUGAAGAGCCUGAGCUAUGUUUCAUGGCUUAUCCUAAAUUCUGGGUGGUGAUUAUUUCAUUGUUGUGUCCUUUAUCUCAAGUCUCUAUUUCGUUUUCCUGUAAAUCGGGAAUUAACUUUCUUAGAUUUAUAGUAAACAUUUUUGGCAAGAACACAGGACAUGGCUCUGUGCUUCUUUAUCAAGUCAGAAGGCACAGAAUAUAAGGUUAUCUUUUUUAGUCUGUCUAAUAGUUAUCAGCUAAUUCAGCUUGGAUGUUAGAGCAUGUUCUUAUAACAAGAUUAAGUUAGCUACUCUAGAUUAAUCAGUAAGUUUCCCCAAAUUUAAUAAAAGAUAAAAAGAUUGAGUUUACUGUUCAUCUUAAUAAUGUUCAAAAUAAUUUAUUUUAUCUAGAUAUGUUUUUAUUAAAAUAUUUAAUGAUAAAUAAGUAAAUAAAAUUUUCAUCCAUAAAGUUUUAAAAUUUUAAGUAUACCCAGUUUAAAUUUAUAUAGUACUACAUUGUCUAUCCCCUCUCUUAACCUAUGUCAUUUAGCACAAAUAAUGAAAAACUUAAUGUUCUGAUGGCUUCCUUUUCUGUCCUUUCCUAUUGCUUUACACUAAUUUCCUUCUGUGCUAAAUCAUAGCCAAUUGUUUUGUUGUUUUUUUAAGUAAGUUUUAGGAAAUGCUUGUGUUUGUUGAAUUGUAAUAGAGUAAAUGUCAGUAAACUUUGAUAAUGUGAACUAAGACAAACUAGUUAAUGGUAAUUUGCUAAAAAAAUAAUGAGCUAUUUUAAUUGAAAGAUUUUAUUAAUUGACAAGUCAGACUUUAUACUAACUUAAUGAAAUGUUCUCAUGUUUACACUGUAUUAUUUGCUCAUAGUAGAGAAAUGAGUGUUUUGCUGUGAUGUGUUUGAAAUACAUGUGAUAUCCUGGUUUGUCUACUGACACUGGGGUCUUGAAUCUUAA